AUGGCAGACCUUAAACCUCCGUUUACCGAAGAGACUGCUAGAAAGAAGGUCAAGGCAGCUCAGGCUCUCUGGAACACGCAGGACCCGGUCCGAGUCGCUCAAGCCUACACGCCUACAUGCAUCUGGCGCAAUCGCGACUCAUUCUUCUCUGGCACAGAAGCGAUUGUCACGUUCCUAACCCGCAAAUGGAAGCGUGAACGCAGUUACCGACUCCGCAAGGAGCUCUUUGCUUUCACGGAUGACCGUAUUGCCGUGCAGUUCUGGUACGAGUAUCAGGACGCAGAAGAUGGGAUGCGCUGGAAGCGCUGCUACGGCCUUGAGGAUUGGACGUUUGAGCGGGAAACUGGCAAGAUGCGCAAGAGAAUGAUGAGCGGGAAUGACUUGGUACUUGGACCGGACGGGAACGGUGACGGCCGAUGGUUCGUUGAUGGAGUUGACGUCGAUACUGUAGACAUCGGCGAAGAGCAUUGGUAG
Aspergillus fischeri NRRL 181 is the source of this 474-nucleotide messenger RNA. RefSeq names its product nuclear transport factor 2 family protein. NCBI's taxonomy places the organism in Eukaryota, Fungi, Ascomycota, Eurotiomycetes, Eurotiales, Aspergillaceae. The record is from RefSeq and is a predicted model, not a curated record. The coding region runs from base 1 to 474 and encodes 157 amino acids. The transcript has 2 exons.